Molecule: messenger RNA, 4167 nt
Organism: Aphanomyces astaci
Lineage: Eukaryota; Oomycota; Saprolegniomycetes; Saprolegniales; Verrucalvaceae
Exons: 1
Coding region: 170-4129 (1319 amino acids)
Biological process (GO): transmembrane transport
Cellular component (GO): membrane
Molecular function (GO): ATP binding; ATP hydrolysis activity; ABC-type transporter activity
Source: RefSeq, a predicted model, not a curated record
GCUCAACAGAAGACGAAACUGCUGCUACUUGAGUAAUCACGAUACUGUACAGGUGUCAAAUGAACCGAACUACCUCCAUAACCAAAAUAAAGAUUGGGAUGUCUCAUCCAGCUCGCCGGUAGUCCACAUAACACAACACGUUCAUUUUGCAAUCAACUCCAUAGCCGUCAUGGAAACUGAUACGGCGACAGGCUUCUCCAUCGUGAAGAGUCCUCGUGGGGACACCCCUCAUCCCCGUACCAAUCUCCUGGCCCCGCAUCAUCCUAUCGACAAUGCCAACCUCCUCUCCAAGGCCAUCUUUGGGUGGGCCAACACCCUCCUUCGGGAAGGCAACCGACGCCAACUCAGCUCCGAAGACUUGUGGCCACUCCAGGAAUCUAACAAGGCGGCGCCCCUGGCCUCCAAAUACGCCUCUGUCUACGUCACCCACGACAACAGCCUCCUGCGCACGUUCUUCGCGAUCUACUGGGUCAAACUCGUUGCCGUUGCACUCAUGCAACUGUUCAGUGUGGCGUGCGACCUUUACGGACCUGCCUACGUGCUUCCGAAAGUGGUGCGGGCCGUGCAACAGCCAGUAUUUGACGCCACCUCCACGUCGCUGCUGGUGUUGUCGCUCUACGGCAUUCAAGUCCUAAGUGCCUUCAUGAAAGCGCACAUGAACUUCAUAAACAGACUGAUCGGUAUCCAGCUCGGCUCGAGUGUGCGGUCGAUGUUGUUUGAGAAAGCGCUCAAGCUGAAUGCCAAGUCCAAGAAGGAAAAGUCCACGGGGGACAUCACCAACUUGUUCUCUACCGAUGUGACCAACCUCCUGCAGUUUGCGACCAACAUGAAUCUCAUUUGGAUCGUGCCGGUGCAGAUUGCCGUCGUGCUCUACUUGUUGUACUUGCUCGUGGGGUGGUCCGUCUUUGUGGGUCUCGCGGUGGUGGUUGUGAUUCUCGCGUUGAACGCUGUGGUGGCCAUCUUCCUGGGAAAAGAGCAAGAUCACUUGUACAAAGCCAAGGACAACCGCAUGAAAGUCGUCAACGAAGUGUUUGGGGCUAUCCAGAUCGUCAAGUUCAACGCGUGGGAAGAGAAGUUCGUCGCCAAGCUCACCGAGUUGCGUCUCGUGGAAAUCGUGUCCAUUUGGAAGUUCUUUCGGUACUACAUAGUGCUCAUGGUCUUUUUGUUCAGCACCCCUGUCUUGGUCACGAUCACCAUCUUUGCCACGUUUACGUUGUGGAUGGGCCAGUCGCUGACGGUUGCGAUCGUAUUUUCGACUCUGUCGCUGUUCAUGUCCCUGCAAGAAGCCCUCUUUGGUCUCCCGGUGGUCGUCAUGUCUACUGUUCAGUGCUUUGUGUCUGUAAAGCGCAUCAACGCUGUGCUGCUUAUGGAUGAAUGCAACCCGUCGGACGUUCAGACACCGGCCUCCAACGCCGCGCUCAAGGCCAAGUACGCCACCGACCGCACGGUGCUGGCCAUUGACCAAGGCUCAUUUGGCUGGCACACUGUCGCAUCGGACAACAAGGACAGCGCCACUGACAAGAAAUUAGUGGACGCUAUCGCCCUGGAAUCUAAUGCCAAGGACAACAACGCUGCCUCUGUCUUCUUUGCCGACGUCAAUUUGACGAUCCAGCAAGGCCAAUUCGUAGUCCUCCAUGGCGCCGUGGGCCAAGGCAAGUCGUCAUUAUGUGCAGCGCUUCUCGGAGAAAUGCGCAAACUGGCUGGGACGGUGUUCGUGGGGGGCGACGUCGCGUACUUUGCCCAGCAGCCGUGGAUUCAGAACGCCACCAUCCGAGACAACAUCCUCUUUGGAAAGCCGUUCGACGCAGCCAAGUACGCCAACGUUGUGGAAGCGUGCGCGUUGACCAAGGACAUGGCAGGGUUGCCUGCUGGGGACCGCACGGAAAUCGGCCAGAAGGGCGUCAACUUGUCGGGGGGACAGAAGGCGCGCGUGAGCUUGGCCCGCGCGUGCUACAGCGACGCCGACAUCUUUGUGCUGGACUCGCCCUUAUCCGCCGUGGACGCCAUCGUGCAGAACGAGAUCUUCACCAAGUGUUUCCUCGGCCUGCUGCGAUACAAAACCAUCCUCUUGGUCACCCAUAGCCACGACAUCAUCCAGUCCCCCCACGUUCAUCGCACAUUCCUCGUCCAAGACGGAGCCGUCACCGAGUCCACGCCGCCUCGCAACCGCACCAACUCGCCCAAGCCAGUCUCAUCUGUCACCCCCUUGCCUCCCCCCACGGCCUACUGGGCGGUGGAUAGCCAGGAUAUUCUCGACGACUUGGUCGUCAAGCCUGACAACAACGACGACAGCCAUGACAAAACUCUGCUGAACACGACGGAGGAACAAUCGGGAACCCUCGUGGUGGAAGAAGGGCGUGCCGAAGGUCGCGUGUCCAAGGCCGUCGUGGUUGAGUACAUCCGGGCGUUCGGAGGCUGGGGUUCCAUGGCUGUGAUGCUGUUUCUGACGCUAAUUGUCGAAGUCGUCAAGGUCAGUGGCGACAUGUGGCUGUCCCACUGGUCCAAUCAAAGCACGACGCUGUCCCCAGAGGCCUUUCGAGCCAACACGAACCAGAACAUGCUUAUCUACGGCAUUCUCGUCAUAGGUGGUUUCCUCGCGACGUUGGUACAACUCGCGUCCGUGCUGAUGUAUGGCUUGCGCGGCGCGAAGAAGCUGUUUUGGGAAAUGUUGCACAGUGUGUCGGAAGCCCCCAUGUCAUUCUUCGACACCAACCCCAUCGGCCGCGUUCUCAAUCGGUUCGGCGACGACAUCACUCAAGUGGACAUGGUCAUUCCGCUCAUGUUUGCACCCCUGCUCGCAGAAACAGCCACUGCGAUCACCAAGAUUGUCACGACCAUCGUUAUCACCCAGUGGAUGGGACUGAUCGUGUUGCCACUCGUAGCUUUGUACUACUUAUUGGGUUCGUUCUACUUGUCCCCGUUGCGGGAAGUGAACCGCAUCGAGAAGACGACGCGGUCACCGCUGUUCAGUUUGGUCAGCGAAGGCAUCGACGGCUCCACGACCAUCCGAGCUUUUGGUCCAAAGUACCUCCGUCGCUUCAACCGUCUACACGACGACCUCCUGGAAGCAUAUGUGGCUGCUCGUUUCGUCAUCGUGACUUCGAAUGAGUGGUUUGCGUUGCGUGUGCAGCUCAUCGGUUGCUCGAUCGUGUUUGGGCUUUUGAUGGGGGUUGUGGUCAUGCACGACGCCAUCAGUGCAGGGCUCAUUGGGCUCGUGAUUACGUAUGGUUUGAGCAUUCCUGCCAACUUGGCAGAGUUGGUCGGCGCCUGGGCUCGGAUGGAGACGGCGCUGAUCGCCCCUGAGCGACUGCACGAGUACAUCGGGCUGACCAAAGAAGGCGAGCGACACACGCCAUUGGACGAAGCGUCGACGCCGUGGCCGUCCCAAGGCCAAGUGCAGUUUGACAAUGUGAGCUACCGCUACAAACCCACGGACCCCCUCGUGUUGAAAGACGUGAGUUUCACAGUCAAUGGGGGCGAAAAGGUGGGCAUCGUCGGACGGACGGGCGCGGGCAAGUCCAGCUUGAUGAUGUCGUUGUUCCGCAUGAACGACGUCGCGGCCGGCCACAUCCGCAUCGACGGCAUCGACAUCGCCGACAUUGGCCUGCACAACCUGCGCAGCCACUUGGCCAUCAUCCCCCAGAACCCCGUCCUGUUCAAAGGCACACUGCGCAACUACUUGGACCCGUUCGACGAGUACGACGACGACCAGCUGUGGCUCGCGUUGCAAAAGGUGCAGCUGGCUGGUCGCAUCGGCGCCGACUCGGACAAGCUGCUGGGACCCGUGGAAGAAAACGGAGAGAACUUUAGCGUGGGCGAGCGCCAGAUGCUGUGCAUGGCCCGCGCCUUGUUGCGCCAGGCCAAGAUCGUCAUCCUGGACGAAGCCACGGCAGCCAUCGACCACGACACCGACCAGCUCCUGCAGCAGGUCGUGCGCUCCGAGUUUGCGUCGUCCACGGUGCUCACCAUCGCCCAUCGCCUCGACACGGUGCUGGACUGCGACCGCAUCCUCGUGUUUGACCAAGGUCAAUUGGUCCAGAACGACACACCCGCAGCGCUGGUUCACGCUGGCACAGGCAUCUUCUUUGAACUCGUCACCGAAGGCGGGUAUAGCUUGGACAAGCAGUAGCUAUAAUAUAAAUAAACACAAGCCGUAUUUACAGUGAA